AUGGAGUUCCCUAAGAUGCAGUUUACAGAAUGGGAUCUACCGGAUACACAUGACUUGAUAUUUGGUCAACCAUGGUUUACCAUGUACAACCCCCAGAUCAACUGGCGUACACAACAAAUUGAAAUUGCAGCACACACGACGUUCAAAGACGUGGACGGACCGACAUUUCAUGCGAAGAUGACUCGCGGAGCCUACGAGGAAAUAUAUCAAUUAGACCAUCAGGAGAUACCGCACGAGCUACAGCCAGUGCUAGACGAGUACAAGGACGUAUUCCCCGACCAACUUCCAGAGGUAAUGCCUCCAACGCGAUCGGUCAACUUUGAGCUACAACUGAAGCCUGAUGCGGUGCCGAGCUCUCGGGCCCCCUUCCGUCUAUCGAAAGUGGAGCAGGAGGCGCUCCAACAAUUUGUGGAGGAGAAUUUACGGAAAGGAUGGAUCGAGGUGUCCAACUCUCCAUGGAUUUUAAACAUAUUUGGGAUUCCAAAAAAGGAUCCUGUAACCGGGCGGUUCCCUAAACGCGCAGAAUAG
Messenger RNA from Peronospora matthiolae, 528 nucleotides. The record is from the annotation of a GenBank genome assembly. NCBI's taxonomy places the organism in Eukaryota, Oomycota, Peronosporomycetes, Peronosporales, Peronosporaceae.